Messenger RNA from Abrus precatorius (Indian licorice), 1022 nucleotides. Its product is annotated as NAC domain-containing protein 104-like. Gene Ontology annotation, biological process: system development; regulation of DNA-templated transcription. The record is from RefSeq and is a predicted model, not a curated record. Gene Ontology annotation, molecular function: DNA binding. Bases 114 to 725 code for a protein of 203 amino acids. NCBI's taxonomy places the organism in Eukaryota, Viridiplantae, Streptophyta, Magnoliopsida, Fabales, Fabaceae. The transcript is spliced from 3 exons.
ACAAUCACUCAAAAUCUCUCUCUCCCUCUCCCUCUCCCUCUCUCUAAGUAACUAUAAACUUUGACAAACUUGACUUAAGUGCCAGUCCUUCUAAAAACGAAAAAUAUCAAAAGAUGGCUAGUGGAAGUGUCAACCUUCCUCCUGGCUUUUGCUUCUCUCCAACUGAUGAAGAACUCAUCCUUCACUUUCUUUAUCCCAAGGCUUCUCUACCAUCCCAUCCCAACAUCAUACCAGAGCUUGACCUCUCUCUUCUCCUUCCAUGGGAAUUAAAUGGUAAAGCGUUGUCAAGUGGAAAUCAACACUAUUUUUUCACCAAAGGGAAGGAAAAUAGAUCCACUGAAAAUGGAUAUUGGAAGGAAAUAGAAGUCACAAAACCUAUAGUAUCAUCCUCUGAUGACAAAGUCGGGAUCAAGAAGUACCUCGUGUUCAACCUUGGUGAAGCUCCACAAGGCACUGAAACCACUUGGGUCAUGCAAGAAUAUCAUAUUUCCUCAUCUGGAUUUAACACUGCAUCUUGUGGAAGUACUCGUGGGAGACGAAAAUCCGAUCAAAAUAGGAGCAAAUGGGUUUUGUGCAGAGUCUAUGAAAAGAAGAGGUCUCAAUCCCAACAAGGUGUAAGCUGUUACAGCGAUGAGGAUGACAGUGGAACAGAACUUUCAUGGCUAGACGAAUUUUAUAUGUCGUUAGAUGAUGAUCUUGAAGAAAUUAUAAGCUUGCCUAAUUAGAUUGAACGAUAUAAAUAUUGGGAUAUUGCAUGUUAGAAUUUUGGUAAUUAUAUGUAUUUUGAAAGGCAGAUUAGGAAGUCUCUACAAUUACAUGCAGAGGAGUACAAAGAUAAUAUAUAUACUUAUUUUAAUUAGGUAAUGCCUUUUUUGUCACCUUUUAAACGUCCUCGUACGUCAAAGAGGAUACUUUGCUUGCGAAAAUGCAGCUUCGAUAGUUUUGUAUCUUUUUCUAUUGUAACUUCCUUUAUACAUAACUACUUUAUACUUUUUAUAUAAUUUGGAAUGCCUAUUUCAGUU